AUGGUGAGUCUCUUACGUUGUUCAAUGUUCAAACCUUCACCAGGCUCACCAAUGAUAGCAUCCGAAUACUGGUCCAUCUCCAGAAUGCUGAUGAUUUCCUCAACGCUUGACCCAACCGUCAAUGUGAUCCAAAAUUCUCUUUGGCUUCUUUCCAACCUUGAUAUCGUAGGUGACGUCUCUCCAGUGGAAAACACCUUUACUCUCAAGGAUACGGCCAGAUUCUUCCGAAGAACCAGCCUCGUCUUUCAAGAAUUCGGGCUUCUCGUCGCUCGAUCCGGUCUCGAUAUCUUGCUUGGCAACAGUCUUCUUCUUGCUCUUUCCAAAGUGGUGCAGGAAAAGCACAACGUCUCCCUUUUGCAAAGCACUCUUGGAGUACUCAACCAUGUAGAGAUAGACAAACAGGAAGAAAAUCACAAAUCCCAUGUUGAUACCCCAGUUUCUCCACUUGUGCUUAGCAUAGUAGUUGUAAGACAGGCGAAUAAAGUCGGUUCCGGAAACAGAAGAAGCGCCUGGAACAGCAGCAACGGUGUUGCAGAUCUUGUUGGCCAUGGAAAUUCCGGGAUAGUUUGGAAUGUAAUCGUCGCAAUCGAAAUGUCUUCCGUGGAACUCGUUAGCCAUCAAAGCCUCGAAAGAGUAUCCGAUUGGAUCCAAAUAGUUGAUCCAACGAGACCAUCCGUGCAUGUUCUUGACAGGGAUAGCAAAACCUGUGUACAGAACCAAACAACUAAUCACAAACAUGGUUGGUGUCAUGGCCUCAGAAAGAGUCCGGAAACCAGAAGCAAGCGAUCUCAUCAUAUGAGACAACACAAAAGUACUGGUGAGGUUCAUCAACAAGUAGAAGAAGAACGAACCAGGAUUUCUGCGGAAGUUGACCAUGAAAUAGAAAAUCAGGUUGAAGCAUGCACUGAUCAACACCUUAUUAGGAGCCUCAAUGACAAUGGAAGCGAGAGCAUCUGUUGA
Molecule: messenger RNA, 960 nt
Organism: Ogataea philodendri
Lineage: Eukaryota; Fungi; Ascomycota; Pichiomycetes; Pichiales; Pichiaceae
Exons: 2
Coding region: 1-960 (319 amino acids)
Source: RefSeq, a predicted model, not a curated record